Messenger RNA from Nipponia nippon (crested ibis), 840 nucleotides. The record is from RefSeq and is a predicted model, not a curated record. Lineage: Eukaryota; Metazoa; Chordata; Aves; Pelecaniformes; Threskiornithidae.
AUGGCCAGGGGAAGGUGCAGGAAAGCACGUGUGGCCAGUUAUGCAGCUAAAGAGGAGACUGAUAAAAUAUUUGCUCAGAUGAUGUCAGUGGCAGAAUUACCAGAAGAGCCACUGACCAGCGACGUGAACCUGCCGCAUAGGGAAGGACAGAACUGUAGGCGGUCAUCUCGACAGAGAGCCAAGAAGGAAGCCCUUGGCUCUUUAUUGAAGAAUUACCAGAAGUGGAGAAUUGAAUGCCCAGAAAUAAGUGCAGAUUUACAACCAUCUUCUGUUCUUGGUCUUUUGCGUGCUGGCUAUCAUGGAGUCCUGAGAUCAAGGGACCCGCAUGGAAGCAAAGUUCUGAUGUACAGAAUUGGACAAUGGGAUCCCAAGUUAUUUACGGCAUACGAUGUGUUUCGUGUAAGUCUUAUCACAUCUGAACUCAUUGUAAAGGAGAUUGAGACUCAGCGGAAUGGAGUCAAGGCUAUCUUUGAUCUUCAAGGGUGGCGAUUUGCUCAUGCAUUUCAAAUCAGUCCAGCAGUGGCCAAGAAAAUUGCUGCUGUGCUCACAGAUUCCUUUCCACUAAAAGUUCGAGGUAUCCACUUGAUUAAUGAGCCUUUAUUCUUCCACCCAGUCUUCGCUCUAAUUAAGCCUUUUCUCACUGAAAAAAUAAAAGAACGGGUGCAUAUGCAUGGAAACAACUACAUGCAGAGUCUGACCGAACACUUCCCGGUCAGCAUUCUCCCACAGGAAUAUGGUGGGGAGGAAGUCUCCAUUGAAGAGCUGGCCAAGGAAUGGACUGAAUUUAUAAUGGCAUCUGCAGAUUAUCUUCAGAGCAUUUCUCUGCUUGCCCAGGAAUAA